GUUUACACCAAGUAUGAUGAUGUUUGGACGAGAGAUGCAAUUACCUAUUGAUCUAGCAUUAGGACAACCUUAAAACAUAGAAAGAAUGUCUGAAACUGAAUAUGCAUCUCUGCUUACGGAUAAACUAAAUUAAGUACUUUAGGUUGCGCGAAAACAUAUUUCAUUGGCAAGCGAUUCACAAAAACGUGUUUACGACCACAGAUUAAUGCAAACUGCAUUUGAUGUGGGUGAUUUAGUUUGGUUGUAUAACACCCAAGUUAAGACAGGUCUAAGUGUAAAGUUAUCAAGACGCUGGACGGGUCCUUUUACUGUUACUAAGAAACUUAAUGACGUGGUGUAUAGAAUACAAUUAAAUAAGCGCUCUAAACCAAAAGUUGUACAUCAUGACCGACUGAAACGUUAUGAAGGAACUGCUGAGUCUUGGCUGAAAACUAAUUAAUGUUCAAUGUAGAAGUAAAUAUAUAUAUAUAUAUGCACAUGAAUAAAUAAAUAAAUAAAUAAAUAAAUAAAUAAAUAAAUAAAUAAAUAAAUAAUUUAUAUUGAAUUUUUUUUCAGUGGCUCUGUGUAAUUUGUCAAAAUGUUGUCUUUGACAAGUACCAUGUGGCAAGCCGCCAUGUGAUGGAGAAGCACAGCCACUUCAUGUUCCAGUGCAAUAAAUGUAGAAAGGUUUUCACUCGGCGUUGUUACAACCAUAACAGCUGUAGAAAUUUACAGUCAAAAGAUUUUGACUUGAUGGCACCUGAUGGUUCCCGAGACAGGGCCGCUGAACUUUUGUUUGAAUGGAAAAAGAACAAGUUACCAAAUCUUGUCAAAAGUGUAGAGGUAGGGUACCUCAGAAAUAUAAGACUCCUAAAAGAGGAAUAUGGUCCAACCUCUGUGGGCUUAGACAGUCAAAGUGUAAAUACUGACAAGUCAGAAGAGUACGACGAUCUCUUUAACUUAGUUGAGAAGCCCAUUUCACCAAUUUCAAGCCCAGUUAGAAAGGUAGUUAUCAACAAACAGAAAGAUUUUGAAGAUAUAAGUGAUGACGAAUUAGAUUUUGAAGAUGAGGUGGAAGAGAAAGAUGGUUCAAAUAAUAAUAGAAAGGGUAAUACUGGUAUAUCAUUAUCAGAAAGUUCCUCUGAAUCUUCCUCAUCGUCGACAUCAUCGUCAAAUACACAUAGCAGUAUAAAAAUAAAGAAAAGAAAACGCACUUGGGACAAAUUUAAAGAAAAUAAAAACCUUUCUGACAGUGAUAGCGAUGAGUCAAUAAAAGUGCCAAAAAGAAAACAAAAACUAAGUGUUUCUAAAGAAGGAAAUAAAAUCAAUGAUGAGGACUUACAUUUGAAAGAGAAAAAUGAGUUUGUUAAAGAGUGUGAAAGAAAAAGACUGAACAAAGAUGACAGUAAACAAGAAAGAAUGGAAAAAUUGAAAACUGAAAUGAGAAACAUAGAUGAGGAAAUAGAGAAAAUGAAAGAGAAGAAUGAAAAAUUAGAGCAGAAACUUAAAGGAGAGAAGGUUAAUCAAAAUAGUUGUUCCUCGAAAAGUAAAUCAGCCAAUAAAGGUGAAAGAUAUGUGAAAACAAAUAAGAAGGAAGGAGAGGAUCACAGAAUAAAGGUAGAAAGUGUAAAUAAACAAACUGAUAAUAGACAGAGAAAAGUGAAUGAAAGAGAGGUGAAAGAAGAACUGUCUGAUAAAGAUAAAUGUUCUAAAAGCCAUGAAAAUAAUAUUAAGAAAAAGCAAGUGAAAACCAGCAUUGAAGAAAAACAAGUUGAAAAUAACAGUAGAGAUAAAAUGAAUGUUGUAAAGAGUGUCGGCAAUAACAAACAGAUAGUAGAGAGAAAAAUUGUUGAAGGAAGUAUCAAACAGAAGGAUGUAGUUAUAAGUGUUCCAGAGAGAAGAAGUGAAUCAGGACAGAAGAAACAAGUUGAAGAGCAAAAACGGAAAAGUGAUAUAUCAGUAAAGAAAGUUCUGUUAGAAGAAAGUAUAAAGAACCAAACUAAAAAGGAACAACCCGUUAACCAAAACCAUCUAACAACAAAGGUUGAAAUGGUACCAAAACCUAAAUCUGAAACAAAUAAGUUUGAGAAUAGCACGCCGCAAAGUGAAAUUAAGGUAGAAAAUGAGAUCAAUAAUGAACAAAAACCUGAAACUAAUACUGACUUAAAAAAGGAGAAUGAUUUAAGAUACUUUAAGGAUCGUUUUGUUGACAUCCCUCUUUUAGAAGAAGCGCAGAAAGAACGCAUUAUAUUAAAAAUUGGUGGCCAGAAAUUAAAAACAUCUAGGCUCACUUUAACAAAGUUUCCAGAAGGUUUGUUGGCACAAAUUGUCGGACCAAAAGGAAUGACUCCUAAAUAUGGAAACGUUUACUUCAUACACAGAGAUCCAUCACAUUUCAGGUUUUUUUUGAAUUUCUUGCGGAACGGAUGUGUAGAUUUAAGAACACUACCGCAUGAUCUGCUUUAUUUAUAUGAGCUGUAUUACGAAGCCAAUUUUUUACCAACUGCCAGCUUUGGAGACGGCAUUCAUUAG
This is a messenger RNA of Ruditapes philippinarum (Manila clam), 2511 nucleotides long. RefSeq lists its product as uncharacterized. The record is from RefSeq and is a predicted model, not a curated record. Gene Ontology annotation, biological process: protein homooligomerization. The transcript has a single exon. The coding region runs from base 619 to 2511 and encodes 630 amino acids. NCBI's taxonomy places the organism in Eukaryota, Metazoa, Mollusca, Bivalvia, Venerida, Veneridae. Gene Ontology annotation, molecular function: protein binding.